Molecule: messenger RNA, 2288 nt
Organism: Cyphomyrmex costatus
Lineage: Eukaryota; Metazoa; Arthropoda; Insecta; Hymenoptera; Formicidae
Product: glucose dehydrogenase [FAD, quinone]
Exons: 6
Coding region: 167-2059 (630 amino acids)
Molecular function (GO): flavin adenine dinucleotide binding; oxidoreductase activity, acting on CH-OH group of donors
Source: RefSeq, a predicted model, not a curated record
GUUUAAAAUGUGAUAACAAGUACAACAUUUACUUUGAUAUAAUUGAACUUAUAGCGUAUCGAAAACGCACGCAAGCAGAUUGACUUUGGUAAAAUCUGAAUAAAAUUCGAAACAAGGCAGGUGGAUGAUUUAAGUUCUUCAGUAAGAAACACAGGAAGAAAAUAAAAUGGGCAUCGAAAGCUUUCUGACAGAAAGUUUGACUUCAGCAUCAACUGGCGGACUUUCAUUGAUCUUUCCGGUUCUUGCUGCGACACUUGCCUAUUUUCAUUAUGAAGCUCUAGAUAAUGAAGGACCACCAAUCGACAUGCCGUCAGAGAUGCUAUUGCCCUCGUACCACUUUAUAGUGAUAGGCGGUGGUAGUGCAGGAGCUGUAGUUGCCAGCCGUUUAUCCGAAAUUGAGGAUUGGAACGUAUUGUUGCUGGAAGCAGGCGGUGAUGAACCUGAGAUCUCAGAUGUACCCCUUUUGGCUGGAUACCUUCAACUGAGUCAGCUAGAUUGGCAAUACAAGACUGAGGCACAGGGUGAUGCUUGUCUAGCGAUGGAGAACGGCCGUUGCAAUUGGCCUAGAGGUAAGGUUUUGGGUGGAAGUAGCGUGCUCAACUAUAUGCUCUAUUUAAGAGGUAACAAGCGAGAUUACGACAUUUGGGAGCAGCAAGGUAAUACUGGCUGGAGUUCGCGUGACAUCUUGCAUUAUUUUAAGAAAUCCGAAGACAAUCAAAAUCCUUACUUAAUUCGCACGCCGUAUCACGCAAAAGACGGAUACUUGACGGUACAGGAGGCACCGUGGCACACACCUCUAGCAGCAGCCUUUGUCCAGGCUGGUCAAGAGAUGGGAUACGAAAAUCGCGAUAUCAACGGCGAGUUUCAAACCGGCUUCAUGAUCGCCCAGGGCACUAUUAGGCACGGCAGUCGUUGCUCCAGUGCAAAGGCUUUUCUUAGGCCAACCAGACUUAGGAAGAAUCUGCACGUCGUGAUGCACGCGCACGCAACCAAAGUGCUGAUAAAUCCCAAAACAAAGCACAUUUAUGGAGUAGAAUUCGUUAGGAACGACAAAAUGUUUCGUGUGCGCGCAAAGAACGAAGUAAUUGUAUCCAGCGGGUCGAUAAAUUCGGCGCAGCUACUAAUGUUAUCAGGAAUCGGGCCGAAGGACCAUUUGCGAGAUCUUGGUAUUCCAGUGAUUCAAGAUAGCAAAGUAGGCAGCAAUUUGCAGGAUCAUGUUGGCUUGGGUGGACUCACGUUCAUGGUUAAUCAAAAAAUUUCUAUAGUGGAAAAACGAUUGAAAAACAUCCAGACAGUGAUGCAAUACGCUGCGAUGGGCAGUGGACCCCUGACAGUGCUCGGAGGCGUCGAGAGCGUCGCCUUCGUCAACACGAAAUACGCGAAUGUUUCGCUGGAUUUUCCCGACAUUGAGCUGCAUUUCGUUUCCGGCUCGACGAAUUCGGAUGGGGGCAGACAACUGAGGAAAGUGCAUGGACUAACGAAACAGUUCUACGACGCUGUUUUUGGACCGAUCAACGACAAGGACACAUGGAGCGUGAUUCCUAUGUUGCUACGACCAAAGAGUCGCGGUGUAAUCAAAUUACGCAGUAAAAAUCCAUUCGAUUAUCCUCUCAUUUAUGCAAAUUACUUCAAAGAAGCGGAGGACAUCGCUACAUUGAUCGAAGGAGUAAAAAUUAGCGUGGCCCUGAGUAGGACUGAUGCCUUCAAGCGAUUCGGAAGCGAACUCAACUCGCAACAAUUUCCAGGAUGCAAACACAUAUCCAUGUAUACUGAUCCUUAUUGGGAAUGCAUGAUCAGAUAUUAUAGUGUGACGAUUUAUCACCCCGUUGGAACAUGUAAAAUGGGCCCUUACUGGGAUCCCGAAGCUGUUGUUGAUCCGCAACUUCGAGUCUACGGCGUGACUGGACUGCGCGUGAUCGAUGCGUCAAUCAUGCCCAACCUUGUGAGUGGAAACACGAAUGCGCCAACAAUCAUGAUAGGUGAAAAAGGAGCAGACAUGAUUAAGGAAUAUUGGUUAAAGUGGAAAAACAGAUACGAGGAAAAAGUAAUUAGCAAAUGAUAAGAGAAACACGCACUUCGUGACGACGAGUGACAACAAUAUGUGAUAAUACCAGAACAUUAGUGCUGUCGACAUGAAAAGACUUUCAGAAAAAAUUAGAAAUUCUGAACUUUACUAUUUUGUUACAUUUUAUAUAAGCUAUGUUAGUAUAACAAGAGUAUCCGAACUUACUCGUGUAUGUUUCGUCGUAUACCUACGUGUAUACGUUUUUAGAGAACGUUUGCAAAAU